Molecule: messenger RNA, 1960 nt
Organism: Punica granatum (pomegranate)
Lineage: Eukaryota; Viridiplantae; Streptophyta; Magnoliopsida; Myrtales; Lythraceae
Source: RefSeq, a predicted model, not a curated record
CAGUAAGGGUUCGAAAUUCUCAUUAUAUAGGCUUAGAAGUUAGAACACCGGGUGAUGCGGCUCACAGUGAAGUGCCAUAUAAUAUGUAGCUCGCUAGUCAAGAAAGCCGGCUCCCCUUGUUUCUCUCAUCCUUCGUCUCCGCAUCUCCUGUCUCUCUUUCACAGAGAGAGCUUUCUAUCUGCCGGUACAAGAAGCUGUAUAGAUUAGCCUGUAAUUACAUAGCCAUGGCAGUUGGGCUGGCAGUAGCAAGUGAAGGAGGGGAGAGACACAACAAUGGAAAGAUAACUUCCUUUGUGAUAUUGUCCUGUAUGAUGGCUGCCAUGGGAGGUGUUAUCUUUGGUUACGAUAUCGGGAUUUCAGGUGGAGUGACCUCUAUGGAGUCAUUCCUGAAGAGAUUCUUCGGGGAAGUGGACUCGAAGAUGAAGCAAGACACCAAUAUCAGCAACUACUGCAAAUUCGACAGCCAACUCUUGACCUCCUUCACCUCUUCCCUCUACAUAGCAGGUCUCGUGGCUUCCUACUUUGCCUCAUCGUUGACCCGAGCUUUCGGACGAAAGCCCUCCAUCCUCGUUGGUGGGGCCGCCUUCCUAGCUGGUGCAGCCCUUGGGGGCGCGGCCUUUAAUGUGUACAUGCUGAUAUUCGGCCGAGUCCUACUUGGUAUUGGUGUUGGUUUUGCUAAUCAGUCGGUACCUUUGUAUCUCUCGGAGAUGGCACCGUCGAGAUACAGAGGAGCAUUUAGUAACGGGUUCCAGUUCUGUGUCGGUAUCGGGGCAUUGUCGGCAAACAUUAUCAACUAUGGGACCGAGAAGAUCAAGGGCGGGUGGGGAUGGCGGGUCUCCCUAGCUCUAGCAGCAGUUCCCGCUUCGAUCUUGACUGUCGGAGCCCUCUUCCUGCCCGAAACGCCAAACAGCCUUAUCCAACGAGGGGACAGUAACGAGAAGGCUAAGUCGAUGCUCCGGCGAAUACGAGGAACUAAUGAUGUCGAGGCAGAGUUUGAAGAUCUUGUUAAGGCAAGCGCGGUCUCGAAGACCAUUGACCGGCCAUUCCGAAAGAUCACAGAAAGAAGAUACAGGCCUCAACUGGUCAUGGCGAUAGCUAUCCCAUUCUUCCAGCAAGUGACUGGAAUCAAUGUGAUUGCAUUCUAUGCGCCUAUUCUUUUCCGGACGAUCGGUCUGGGGGAGAGUGCUUCACUCAUGUCGGGGGUAGUGACCGGAAUCAUCGGCACCGGGUCGACCUUAAUUUCGAUGCUUAUAGUCGACAAGCUGGGGCGGCGGACAUUGUUUAUUUGGGGGGGCGUCCAAAUGUUUGUGUCACAAAUAAUGGUAGGAGGAAUCAUGGGAGCAAAGUUAGGAGACCAUGGUGGAGUGAGCGGAGGGUGUGCCUAUUUAGUCAUAUUUCUGAUCAGUGUCUAUGUUGCGGGGUUCGGGUGGUCGUGGGGCCCGCUCGGCUGGCUUGUCCCGAGCGAGAUAUUCCCUCUUGAGAUCCGGUCGGCAGGGCAGAGUAUUACGGUGGCAGUGAGCUUCUUCUUCACCUUUAUAGUCGCUCAGACAUUCCUGACGAUGCUGUGCCACUUCAAGUCUGGGAUUUUCUUCUUCUUCGGAGCGUGGGUGGCUAUCAUGAGUGUGUUCGUGUAUUUGCUGUUACCGGAGACGAAGAAUGUGCCGAUCGAGCAGAUGGAUAGGGUGUGGAGGGAGCACUGGUUCUGGAAGGGAAUUGUGGAAGAUCAGUAUGAGGCCUGUAAGAAGGAUGACGGUGGCAUUACGACUUCAUCAGCCUGAGCUGAGUUCGAUCAUAAUCAGAUUUCGAGCAGCUCACAAUGUUUCUAUUUUAACCUUACCUUUACGAACUUCAGACCGAAAAAUUACACUACUAUCAAUUUACCCAAAAAUAAAAUAAAAAUUACACUAUACUAUCGAUUGUAAUUGUAAUGCACGCGCUAAAUAAAAAUCUUUAUAAUUCA